Danaus chrysippus (African queen) is the source of this 2037-nucleotide messenger RNA. The record is from the annotation of a GenBank genome assembly. NCBI's taxonomy places the organism in Eukaryota, Metazoa, Arthropoda, Insecta, Lepidoptera, Nymphalidae.
AUGGCGAGCAUGAGUUCAACGCUCGUCGAGACGGUGUCCAUCAACUAUGAGGAUUUUAACGAAAGCUUCCUCACAUGCGGCACCUGUUUAUGCACUUACGAUGGCGGUGAGCAUACACCAAAAUUACUGCCAUGUUCGCACACCGUCUGCCUGCAUUGCCUCACCCGAAUAGCUGCCUCACAGACAAGAGACGCGGGUAGUUUUAGAUGUCCUAUAUGCCGAGAACUAAUAACAAUACCACGUGGCGGAGUACCCGCAUUACCGCCGUCGUUCCUCGUCAACCAGUUAUUAGAUUUGAUGGCCCGACAGAGAAGGGAGGUCAUACCCCAGUGCAGUUCUCAUCCCGGUAGAGAGCUACUAUUCUGUGAAACCUGUGAUUGCGUAUUCUGUAGACAUUGCGCUGACGGACCUCACAGCGACACGCCCUGCGAUCAUACUGUCGUACCUUUUUCUAUAGCGUUAAAGAGAAUGUCCGAAAUACUAUUAUAUAGAGCCAAUGAGUGCCUCAGUAAACUCGGCUCGGCCAGGGAGGCUGUAGCGAGUGAGUUAAGGAGAUUAGAGGCGGCUGCGACCGCGGCUGACGAAGCCAUAGAUAGACAUUUUACUGAGUUGAAAGCUGCCUUAGACAAACGUCACAACGAGCUUAAAUCAGCGGCCGCUGCUGCCGCGACGCAUAAGAGGAAGCUGCUAGAAGAACAGUUGAAGUUGAUUGAUGCGGAGAAAGCUAAAGUGGAAGCAGAAUGUUCAGGUCUUCAGCAGCAAGUGGAGGUUCGAGAAGUGAGCAGUCGAGCGGCUGCUUUGGGAGCGAGGUUAGGAGACGCGGCCGCCUUGGCUGAACCGAGAGAAAAUGCGUUUUUAGCCGUCGAUUUCGCUCACAAUGACGCCCAGCAGAGAUUUGCUGAGGCUUUGGCAGAACUUGGCAGGGUUCGGACAAGUACAACUUUCCCUGGCCUAUGUACUCUUCAGUUAGAAUCCCCGUGUGUAUGCGGCCUCGAGAUGGUAGUAGUUCUUCGUACAGUGGACUAUCACGGCGAGGCUCGCAGUACCGGCGGAGAUCCAGUCACUGCUGCAGCUACUCUCGACGAUUCACCUCUACCGUGCACGGUCACUGAUCUUGAUACUGGCUUGUAUCGUAUCUCAAUGCGUCCAUGGAGUCCGGGCGCGGUGUGUGUCCGUGUGUUGGUGUUCUCGCGCGGUGUGAGAGACUCCCCGCUACGAGCGACCGUUGCUACACACGCCGCGCCGCUCACGGUGUGGGGGACGCGAGGAUCGGGAAAGGAACAACUCAACCAGCCGGUCGCUUUAGCUAGAUGUUCAAAGCGUCGAGAGAUCUACGUACUAGACGCUGGCAAUUCAAGAGUGAAGGUGCUUGAUGACGAGACCUUCGCUUUUAAAACUCACAUCGUUAAUGACGGUCUUGCGGGGCGGAGUUGUACUGGGAUUGCAGUGACGGCGGAGGGAUUAGUUGUUGUCAAUUGGAGAACGAAGACUCUCACAGAGAUGAACGCUGAAGGCGAGACUCUCCGUACUAUACGGUCAGAUCGUCUAGUGGAGCCUGUAUGUGUGGCCGCGCACGCUCCCAGCAGACGUCUGGCUGUCGCUGAUAACGGAGCGAGGACGGUCUUCCUGUUUGAUAUACACGGGAACAUAGAACGAGAGAUAGGUAACGGUGACCUUGGUCUCGUGGGUGGUUUGGCUCUCACUGAAGACAUGUUGGUGAUAGCAGACGUAGCUGUACGAGUGUAUGACGUAGAUGGAAACCUGCAAACUACACUCGCGCCAAUACCUAAAGGUCGCGGUGGAUACGGCGGUAUAGCUGUUGAGGAGACGGAGAGCGGCUGGCAUAUAGUGUGCGCGCGCUCUGUCAAGGGUCGGCCGGCGCUCGUGGUGUUGGACUCGGGCGGGAGGCUGCUCGCCGCCUGCGACCUCGCUGACAGACGACCGCGCCGGGUCGCGGGCGUCGCGCUACUGCCGGAGAGACGAGCACUCCUCGCUGAUCUGGCUGGGGACUGUCUGCGGCUGCACACGUACUGGUGA